AUGCGUAACGUGUUGCCUGUUCCAUGCCACUCGCAUAACGACUAUUGGCGACGUACGCCACUGUAUGCUGCUAUAGCGUCCGGUUGCAUCAGCGUCGAAGCGGAUGUGUGGCUCCUCGAAGACGAUCUUUUUGUCGGUCACGACGCCGGGAGCCUGACCAAGAAUGCGACGCUCAAGUCCAUGUACCUCGAACCAUUGGAGAAAAUGUUGCGUACUGCCAACACCAACUCACAAAUCGGCAACGUGAGCACGGAUGGUAACCAGGGUAUCUUCAGCAUGGAACCAGAGCAGACCCUUGUUUUACUUGUCGAUUUGAAAACGUCCGGCGCCGAAACCUUUGUGAAGCUACGUGAGCAGCUGGAGACCCUGCGCAAUGCCGGAUGGCUUACGCAUUGGAAUGGCACACACCGCUCGGAAAGGCCGAUUACAGUCGUAGUGUCCGGUAACGCGCCAUUCGAUAUGAUCACCGCCAACGAUACCAUUUUCUUCGAUGCCCCUCUGACCGCGUUGGCGUCCGAAGAAGAUCGUGUUGAGUUUGAUGAUGUAUCCCCGACUCUGGCAUUCGAGGGAGAUGCCAGGCUGCUGCGCUACAAGUACAACCCGAGCAACUCAUGGUACGCAUCCAGCAACAUUAAAGCCGCUGGUAGCAUCUCGUCGUUCUUCUCGAUCACUGAUCCUCAGAUUGAGAAUUUAGCGAGGCAUGUGAGAUUGGCCGAGAUGCGAGGAUUGAAAUCUAGGUACUGGGGGACCCCGCGAUGGCCGCGUACUUUGCGAGAUCAGAUCUGGCAGGUUUUGCUGCAGCAGGGGACGAGUAUCUUGAAUGUCGACGAUCUGAGAGCGGCAAGGAAAGGAUCUUGGGGCCGAUGGAAGAAGCUUGACCGAGGGUCAUGA
Aureobasidium pullulans EXF-150 is the source of this 891-nucleotide messenger RNA. RefSeq lists its product as uncharacterized. The coding region runs from base 1 to 891 and encodes 296 amino acids. Gene Ontology annotation, molecular function: phosphoric diester hydrolase activity. Lineage: Eukaryota; Fungi; Ascomycota; Dothideomycetes; Dothideales; Saccotheciaceae. The record is from RefSeq and is a predicted model, not a curated record. Gene Ontology annotation, biological process: lipid metabolic process. The transcript has a single exon.